UUCCAUUCGAAUGGACGUCAACGCUGCAAGAGAAUUAAUUCAACUUCAACGCGAUAAUCAUAAUGAUUUUGAAGGGUUCGCCGCUUCUUCCUCUCAAUGUCGUAGGAAAUGGUACUCAUUAAAAUAUGGAUACGAAAAUCUCAAGAG
Messenger RNA from Funneliformis geosporum, 147 nucleotides. The record is from the annotation of a GenBank genome assembly. Lineage: Eukaryota; Fungi; Glomeromycota; Glomeromycetes; Glomerales; Glomeraceae.